Messenger RNA from Cephus cinctus (wheat stem sawfly), 15127 nucleotides. RefSeq names its product sodium channel protein para (gene para). Gene Ontology annotation, biological process: membrane depolarization during action potential; neuronal action potential; sodium ion transmembrane transport. Gene Ontology annotation, molecular function: voltage-gated sodium channel activity; calcium ion binding. Lineage: Eukaryota; Metazoa; Arthropoda; Insecta; Hymenoptera; Cephidae. The coding region runs from base 2911 to 9222 and encodes 2103 amino acids. Gene Ontology annotation, cellular component: voltage-gated sodium channel complex; plasma membrane. The transcript has 33 exons. The record is from RefSeq and is a predicted model, not a curated record.
GUACGAGUAUUUGCAAACUAGAGACUGGGGCUGGUCGCAUUGAUCCAGUCUGCAGCAUAAGCAAUGUCAUUGAGAUUUUGGAUAUUAAGACAAAAAUUACUUGAGAUUUCAUAAAGAUCAAUUAGAAUUAUUAGGAAUUAUUUUGUAGUAUGAUGGGAAGGAUUGACGUGGAUUUGAAUAAAGUUUUUGGGGGAACCGAUAAGAUAAAUAAUGAUGAUAAUAUGUUCUAGGUACAAAAUUCUUAUUUUUAUUAAUUGCAAGUCUGCAUUACGAUUUAAUUAAUAUGUAUGAGAUUUAUAAUAGUUUUGAUAAAUGGAUAAUCUGUAGUGAUUUUGAUGAUACGAAGAACUUUGUCUGAAAAAUACAUUAUAGUGGUGGGUUUUGUUAGUUUAAUUUUGGGAAGUUCUUUUGUAGUACAAUCCUAAUACUUUUUGGUAGUGAACAAAUUUUCGUAUUACUGAAAAUCCGAAAUUUGGAAAUGCUCGCACCCCGGAAAGGAAGCUCACGUUCAUUCUGGUACAAGUGUAGGUGCCUGGUAGGGUGGGUCGUUGCUACUUUGGGGUGUGGGUGUUGCGUCGCAAGGCGACUAACGGGAAAUCAGUGAAGUGGGGAGGUGUAUGAGAAUUGGUUCUGAAAAUGUCCGCUGCGCGAAAUUGGCGCGUCGCGCUGCAGUAACGUUCGUGUCGGUCGGGAUAGACUGCCCGCGACUUGGUGAUCAACCAUCGGGACUGGCUCGGUAGAAACGCGACGAGUUAAAAAAAAAGGCGUGUUUUGGGUUUGAGGAUAAAGCGCGAGUCGAAACGUAGUCUAGGAACGUAAAAGAAGAUAUGGUGCAAAUGGGGUGAGAAUCCCGGAAGAAAGAAUCAAAAUCGAAAAGAAGUUAUCGGAACGGAGACAAGACUAGGGUGAAUAAAACAAAAUAUAUCGAAAAAGUAGUGGAAGAGUUUUGGAAAUUCAACGCCCGUCAAGGACCAAUCUUAAUCAAAAAGGGAUUAUUGUAUAAAAAAAAGUGAUGAAAGUUUACACGACACGGCUGAAAAGUUAAUGUUAGAUUUUCAUUUUUAUCGCGAUUAUUGGUGACACGCCCCUGUGAAAUUAAAGAGAAACGUAACGUAACACACAAAAAUUUUACCCUAUAUAAAGAAAAUUUCAAGAAGAGACUACGCGGUACGCAGUGACGUGCCAAGGAUGACGGAGGCCCGGGUGUAGGUACUGGUACAGGGCUGGUCCAAGAUGCUGACACAAAGUAAAUUUUACGCGCUCUUCAUACACUACACAUUUGUGUAGUCGUGAUACAGGGUGUGGAUCCUCCCAGUUUUCGAAACGCCGCCCCUUGGUACCAUUUAACCCCGCCCACAAAAGGAAUCUGCAAAACAAGUGAUUAAUCCGCGAGCCCUAGAAGGUGGAGAAAACGGUGUAUAUACAUACAAGAUAAUCGUGUGAAGGAGUUAAGGGUGUUUCAAGGAUCACGCGUGUGUCACGUAGAUUAUGCAUAUAUAUACAGGUAUAUAGAAACGUUUUCGAUUCUGAUUUCAGUGGUUAUACAUGUAUAUAUAUUAUAUAUAUAUAUAUAUGUAUAGCUGUUGUAUUAUUGGUGCAAAUUUGGAAUCGUGAAUUACGUUGAUGUGAUGUUUAGUGUUAACGUUUAAAGAUCGUCAAGGAUUCUGGAGGCCGAGCGAAUAUUUCAUAAUCCGGUACGCACAUACAUAUAAACGUUGACACAAAGCAUAAUACAUUUCUGAUUAUCCAUAUCCUUUCCUUCGGUCCCAAAGCCCCGCCCCAAGAAGCCACCACCAGCACACUUUUACAUACGCACCAUUCAUAUCACGUCUAUCCCCACCAAACGAGUUUCCUUCGCUCCGCCCAUUGCUAUGCCAUUCACCGGCAGCCUAUCGCUCCACUAAUUUCAAUAUAUAUAAAGUCAGUGCCUGCAAAUUAUCAUAUCCCCAGGAAAUAAAACCAAAAUACGAAGAUUAAUCUAGGGAAAUGUGAAAAAUAUUAAACAAGAAGAUAAGAUUUUAUCGGAGCUAUCAUUUACUCCGACGCUUUUGCCUGCUGUAUAUAAAAGGGGAGAUUACGUUACUUAUAAGAAAACUGGUUCAAGUCCGGACUAUGAUAAUUCGGAUAAUAGAUUGAUUCUACUCGCCGCUUCAUGUAUACGUCGGACAUGAAAAAUCUUGGUUCGCGUUGGACGGGCCCCAACAUACCACGCACUGCCGCAGCGCGUUCGCUAGAGGUCGUCGCCGUAUCGUCGUCAAGUAUAAACAGUAUCGAAGACAUCGAGACCAGGUGUGCCGGAAGUACCAGGAGUAGCGGGAGCAUCUUAGUCGGCGGAAGUGGUAACGGCAGGAUCAGUAGGAAGCGCAGCAGUGUCAAGAGGAGGAUCAGCAUCGGGAACGGCACAAGGGACGUACGGAGUAUCGGCAGGAACAGAAGAAGCAAAAGGACAUCCGGUAGCGAGGGCAGAAGCAAGAGCGCCGAUUGCUACUACGCUGGUCAAAGUAUCGGCAAGAAGUCUGUACCGGUUAGGCAUUCGAAAGGGCCCAGCGCCGAGGACAGGUGCACGGAGGACAAAGUCAGGGAAGCCGUUCACGUGGAACCGAAGGAGAAUCAACCGGAUCCCGAAGAGUUCAGUUUGGUGCGAGACAGUACGCCUCCAUCCGUCCGAAGAUCACAAGUCACUUCUCUGUCCUAUCCUCGUAUACCUAAGAGACCCAUUUCCGGUAGGCUGUCGGGCCAACUUCGGCUACGACUCUUAACCAGGAACCUUCGACCUUAUUGCAUCCAUCUGAAGUCUUGUCGUAGCCGACCUAGGCAUAUUGGCUACUCCUCGCUGAACAUACGUUGUCGUUUUGAGAACUGUUAGCACCGCUCGUCAGAAAGGUGGCUCAGUCGUGUGCAGCCUAGACAAUGUCCGAAGACUCUGACUCGAUAUCAGAGCAAGAACGAAGUUUGUUCCGUCCGUUCACGCGGGAGUCCCUGGCAGCGAUCGAGUCUCGCAUUGCCGAGGAAUAUGCCAAGCAGAAGGAGCUCGAGAAGAAGAGAGCAGAAGGCGAGGGAGGUUUUGGACGGAAGAAAAAGAAAAAAGAAGUACGAUACGAUGAUGAAGAUGAAGAUGAAGGACCACAGCCGGAUCCGAUGUUCGAACAGGGGGCGCCAAUUCCGGUCCGACUGCACAACGAAUUUCCUCCCGAGUUGGCCUCCACACCUCUUGAGGAUAUUGAUACUUACUACCACAAUCAAAGGACGUUCGUGGUCAUCAGCAAGGGAAAGGAUAUAUUCCGAUUCUCGGCCACUGACGCCCUGUGGAUCCUCGAUCCGUUCAAUCCGAUACGCCGGGUGGCCAUCUACAUUCUGGUCCACCCACUCUUUUCUCUCUUCAUCAUCACCACAAUUUUGGUUAACUGCAUACUCAUGAUCAUGCCCACCACGCCCACCAUCGAGUCCACCGAAGUGAUAUUUACGGGCAUCUACACAUUUGAGUCCGCCGUUAAGGUGAUGGCGAGGGGUUUCAUUCUGCAGCCUUUUACCUAUCUUAGAGAUGCAUGGAAUUGGCUCGACUUCGUAGUUAUAGCUUUAGCUUAUGUGACGAUGGGCAUAGAUCUAGGCAACCUUGCCGCUCUCAGGACAUUUCGAGUCCUCCGAGCCUUGAAGACUGUCGCUAUUGUACCAGGUCUGAAAACCAUUGUCGGCGCUGUGAUAGAAUCCGUUAAAAAUCUGCGCGAUGUGAUAAUCCUUACGAUGUUCUCGCUGUCCGUCUUUGCGCUUAUGGGACUUCAGAUUUACAUGGGGGUCCUUACGCAGAAAUGUAUAAAAAACUUCCCCGAGGACGGAUCGUGGGGCAAUCUCACCGAUGAGAACUGGGAGCGAUUUGUUAGUAACGAAACUAAUUGGUACGUGGACGAAGGUGGUAACAUGCCGUUAUGUGGGAACUCGUCCGGAGCAGGGAUGUGCGAUCCUGGAUACACGUGUCUCCAAGGAUACGGCUCCAAUCCGAAUUACGGUUAUACGAGUUUCGAUACUUUCGGCUGGGCACUCCUGUCAGCGUUCCGACUGAUGACCCAGGAUUAUUGGGAAAAUCUGUACCAGCUGGUAUUGAGAUCCGCGGGUCCAUGGCACAUGCUCUUCUUCAUCGUAAUCAUUUUCCUCGGCUCCUUCUACCUCGUUAACUUGAUCCUCGCUAUCGUCGCCAUGUCUUACGACGAGCUGCAAAAGAAAGCAGAGGAAGAGGAAGCUGCUGAGGAGGAAGCCAUUAGGGAAGCCGAGGAAGCAGCCCUGGCCAAGGAGAAUAAACUGGCGGCGCAGGCGGCGGCCCGGGAGGCGGCUGCUACGGCGGCCGCCACCGAGCAAAUCGUCAAGUCGCCGUCGGACUUCUCCUGUCAAAGCUAUGAGCUCUUCGUCGGCCAGGAGAAGGGCAACGAUGACAACAAUAAGGAGAGGAUGAGCAUACGAUCGAUUCAGUCGGUGAGCGAACACAGAGUGAAGCCAGCGAACAACAAUCACGGCAGUGCUACCACCAACAAAGUCCGAAAAGUCAGCGCCGGCUCUCGCGCCGCUAAUGGCCAGUUUACUUAUGCCUACCAGGAAAGUCUGAGGAAGGUACGUGUAUCGUGUGGCGUGGAGUCGAGUCUUGUCAGCAUCAGAACAGCGAGUCUCAGCCUACCGGGCUCACCGUUCAACAUACGUCGUGGCAGUCGCGGUAGCCAUCAGUUCACAAUACGCAACGGUAGAGGUCGCUUCGUUGGUCCGCCAGGUGGCGACAGGAAACCCCUCGUGUUAUCGACGUAUCUGGACGCACAAGAGCAUUUACCAUACGCAGAUGAUUCGAAUGCCGUCACACCGAUGUCUGAAGAAAACGGCACGAUCGUUGUGCCGGUUUAUUACGCCAGUCUUGGUUCACGGCAUUCCUCUUACACGUCCCACGCAUCCAGAUUAUCGUACACGUCACACGGCGAUCUCCUGAGCGGCAUCGCAGGCGCUGGUAAACCCAUGACAAAGGAAAGUAGACUGAGAAGUAGAUCAGCCAGACCCCCGUCAGUUAACGGACAUAUGGGAGACUCUAAUCAGAAGCAUCAUUAUGAUGGCGAUAUGGAGGAUCCAAUGAACAAGAUGAAGCAACAAGACAAUCCGUUCAUCGAACCUUCCCAGCAGCAUGCAGUGGUGGAUAUGAAAGACGUGAUGGUGUUGAAUGACAUCAUCAAUCAGGCGGCUGGUCGGCAGAGCAGAGCAUCGGAGCACGGAGUUUCGAUCUAUUACUUUCCGACAGACGACGACGAAGAAGGUCCCACCUUGAAGGAAAAAUUAUUGUCGUUUUGCCUGCGCUGCAUCGACAUAUUCUGCGUCUGGGAUUGCUGCUGGGCUUGGCUGAAGUUCCAAAAGUUCGUCAGCCUCGUGGUAUUCGAUCCAUUCGUGGAGCUCUUCAUCACUCUCUGUAUCGUCGUGAAUACGCUCUUCAUGGCUCUGGACCAUCACGACAUGGACAAGGACAUGGAGAGAGUACUGAAAUCCGGAAAUUACUUCUUCACGGCUACAUUCGGAAUCGAGGCGACCCUGAAGCUCAUCGCCAUGAGUCCCAAGUAUUACUUUCAGGAAGGCUGGAACAUCUUCGACUUCAUCAUCGUAGCCCUGUCACUGCUGGAACUGGGCCUGGAGGGUGUACAGGGCCUUUCAGUAUUGCGAUCCUUCCGAUUGCUAAGAGUUUUCAAAUUGGCCAAAUCCUGGCCCACCCUCAAUCUUCUGAUUUCCAUUAUGGGUCGAACGGUCGGCGCCCUGGGUAACUUGACCUUUGUACUCUGUAUCAUCAUCUUCAUAUUCGCCGUGAUGGGCAUGCAGCUCUUCGGCAAGAAUUACACCGACAACGUCGAUCGAUUCCCGGACGGUGAUUUACCAAGAUGGAAUUUUACCGAUUUCAUGCACUCCUUCAUGAUCGUCUUUCGGGUGCUUUGUGGGGAAUGGAUUGAGUCCAUGUGGGACUGUAUGCUGGUCGGUGACGUUUCCUGUAUCCCAUUCUUCCUGGCUACGGUCGUCAUCGGUAACCUGGUCGUUCUCAACCUCUUCUUGGCGUUGCUCUUGAGCAACUUCGGCUCGUCAAAUCUGUCGGCGCCAACGGCCGAUAACGACACUAAUAAAAUAGCAGAGGCCAUCGACAGGAUAGCACGGUUCAUCAAGUGGGUCAAGCGAAAUCUACUUUAUUUGGCUAAGUUGAUGAGGGCCAAAUUCACCAACCAGAUAUCCGAUCAGGCGCCAGGUGAGGGACCGUCCAACAGUUGGAAAGAAGGUUGCAGAUAUUUUUUCAAAAUACGAAAAAGGGACUUCAAUCAGAUCGUGCCUGAUUGUGCAGAUGGAAUUGAUCGAGAUGGAGAUCUAGAUCUUGCAGAUGGUGAAUUAGACGGCUAUAGAGAUAAAAAGAGUGCAAAGGAUCUGAACAACCAAUUAGAAGUCGCGAUUGGAGAUGGAAUGGAAUUUACGAUUCACGGAGAUCUGAAAAAUAAAUUGAAAAAAGGCAAACUCUGCAUGAACAACACAAAAGCAAUUGGCAAUUCGAUAAAUCAUCGUGACAAUCGUAUGGAGCACGAAUACAUAAAUCAUCACGACGAGGAUACCAUAAGUAACAAGUCCUACGGGAGUCACAAGCAUCGCCCAUUCAAAGAUGAGAGUCACAAGGGCAGCAUGGAUUCGUUGAAUGGCGAGGAGAAGAAGGAUGCCAGCAAAGAGGAUCUGGAGGAUCAGGAAGACCUAGAAGAAGAGGGUGAAGAGGGCGAAGACGAAUUGGACUGCGAAAUCAUUCAAGCCGACGAGGACAUAAUCGAGGCGGAUUAUCCGGCCGAUUGUUGUCCUGACAAUUGUUACAAGAAAUUUCCAUUUUUGGCGGGCGACGACGAUGCGCCGUUUUGGCAGGGUUGGGCGAACUUACGAUUGAAAACAUUCCAGCUGAUCGAGAACAAGUACUUUGAGACUGCGGUCAUCACGAUGAUCCUGCUCAGCAGUUUGGCACUGGCUUUGGAGGACGUUCAUUUGCAACAGAGACCAAUACUCCAGGACAUCCUCUACUAUAUGGACCGUAUAUUCACGGUGAUCUUCUUCUUGGAGAUGCUGAUAAAGUGGUUGGCGCUUGGAUUCAAAAAAUACUUCACAAACGCGUGGUGCUGGCUGGAUUUCAUAAUUGUCAUGGUGUCACUCAUUAACUUCGUAGCGUCGCUCUGUGGCGCGGGCGGGAUCCAAGCCUUCAAAACUAUGCGGACCCUAAGGGCCCUAAGGCCUCUCAGGGCGAUGUCUAGAAUGCAGGGAAUGCGGGUGGUCGUCAACGCAUUGGUCCAAGCUAUACCAUCCAUCUUCAACGUGUUGUUGGUGUGUCUGAUAUUUUGGCUGAUCUUCGCCAUAAUGGGAGUACAGUUGUUUGCCGGAAAAUAUUUUAAGUGCGUCGACACAAACAAAACUACACUGAGUCACGAAAUAAUUCCCGAUCGUAAUGCCUGCAUAGCCGAAAAUUACACCUGGGAAAAUUCCCCAAUGAACUUCGAUCACGUGGGCAAAGCAUACCUGUGCCUAUUUCAAGUGGCAACCUUCAAAGGCUGGAUACAGAUAAUGAACGACGCCAUAGACUCCAGAGAAGUAAACAAACAGCCGAUUCGCGAAACUAAUAUCUACAUGUACCUUUACUUCGUGUUCUUCAUCAUAUUCGGCUCGUUCUUCACCCUGAACCUGUUCAUCGGAGUGAUCAUCGACAACUUCAACGAGCAGAAGAAAAAGGCUGGCGGUUCGUUAGAAAUGUUCAUGACGGAGGACCAGAAGAAGUACUACAACGCAAUGAAGAAAAUGGGCAGUAAAAAGCCAUUAAAAGCCAUACCUCGACCAAGGUGGCGCCCUCAGGCGAUAGUGUUCGAAAUAGUUACGGACAAAAAGUUCGAUAUGAUAAUAAUGUUGUUCAUCGGACUGAACAUGCUGACGAUGACCUUGGAUCAUUAUCAGCAGAGCGAGACAUUCAGCAACGUCCUGGACUAUCUCAACAUGAUAUUCAUAGUGAUAUUCACCAGCGAAUGUCUGAUGAAGAUCUUCGCCCUGCGCUACCACUACUUCAAGGAGCCCUGGAACCUCUUUGAUUUUGUUGUCGUUAUAUUAUCAAUAUUAGGUCUGGUACUCAGUGACAUAAUCGAGAAGUACUUCGUCUCGCCGACCUUGCUCAGGGUAGUCCGGGUGGCCAAGGUCGGUCGGGUGUUGCGAUUGGUAAAAGGCGCCAAGGGUAUUCGUACUCUGCUCUUCGCCCUGGCCAUGUCUCUUCCGGCCCUCUUCAACAUCUGCCUCCUGCUGUUCCUGGUGAUGUUCAUCUUCGCCAUAUUCGGCAUGUCCUUCUUCAUGCACGUGAAGGACAAGAGCGGCCUGGACGACGUUUACAACUUCAAGACCUUCGGACAGUCGAUGAUCUUGCUGUUUCAGAUGUCGACGUCCGCCGGCUGGGACGGCGUGCUCGACGGCAUAAUAAACGAGGAGGACUGUCAGGAGCCAAACAACGAGAUAGGCUACCCAGGAAACUGCGGCUCCUCGACAAUCGGGAUAGCGUAUCUCCUCUCCUACCUGGUUAUAAGUUUCCUGAUAGUGAUAAACAUGUACAUCGCCGUGAUCCUCGAGAAUUACUCGCAGGCAACAGAGGACGUGCAGGAGGGUCUAACGGAUGACGAUUACGACAUGUACUACGAGAUAUGGCAGCAGUUCGAUCCGGAUGGCACACAGUACAUAAGAUACGACCAGCUAUCAGAUUUUCUCGAUGUGCUCGAGCCGCCAUUGCAGAUACACAAGCCGAACAAGUACAAGAUUGUGUCGAUGGAUAUCCCCAUAUGUAAGGGUGACCUUAUGUUUUGCGUGGAUAUCCUCGAUGCACUCACCAAGGACUUCUUCGCGAGGAAGGGCAACCCGAUAGAGGAAACCGCCGAGCUGAACGAGGUGCAGACCAGGCCCGGUGAGACGGGCUACGAGCCUGUCUCCUCGACGCUCUGGCGCCAGCGUGAAGAGUAUUGCGCCCGCCUGAUACAGAACGCCUGGCGCAAGCACAAGCAACAGAAGCUCGGCGGUCCCAGCGAGGAGAGUGACGAUCCCGACAUGGAUCCGCUUUGUCAUCGCCAGACGGCCGUCCUGGUGGAGAGUGACGGUUUCGUGACGAAGAAUGGCCAUCGCGUUGUGAUUCAUAGCCGCUCGUCCAGUGUGACAUCGCGGACGGCCGACGUCUGAUCGGAGCCUCUCUCUGCUUCCUUAUAUAAGCGGUUACCCCCACCAGGAUGGAGGCAAGUCUUACCGAAGUCCCCGCCCACGUGGGACUGCCCGACGCAGGCACCGCCCACUAAGGAAAGUACGGAUGUGAUAACGACAGUCACGGCUCAACCGCCGGUCGAAGCGCACGCGUGUCUAUUUACUAUUGCUACUGCUACUACUACUAUUACUACCACUACUACUAUUACUACCACUACUACUACCACUACUACUACUACUACUCUAACAGCCUUAUAGUUGUAUAAUAUACGAGGAAAUAAUUGGAUUUAAAUAAAAAAAUGGACAUCCUCCGUACCAUUUGCCUUUAUCAACGAGCAGUCGAAUCUGCUGGAAAAGGCAGCGAUUUGGAGGUUCGUGUGGCGAUAGACGUGCAGCCAUUCGAAAUCGGCACCACUCGGUUGACGAUUGCGUGAGUGGGGGAUGUUCAUGUGUGCACUGCGAGGAAGAGACUGUGUCUUGACAAUUAUAUAUAGUGAGAUACUUUUUUUUUCCUGUAAGCGUAUGGCGAUGGUUAUGUAAACAAGUUAGAUGCUGACGCAUUCGAGUCACUUCCCCAUUAAAUAUCGACUCGGAGGUCGCCAGCAUCGCCGUGUAUAUGAGGACGGGCUUUCAAGUUGAAUAACAGUGGUGAAAGUGAGGUGCGAGUUGGAACUCUCAACGGAAAGUGAAUGAGUCCAACUAUUGACUUGCCAAUGUAUACUGCGAGAUGCAGGAAAAAGAAUAUAAUGAAACUAACCUUUCGAAGAAUCGAUUAGGAGAACUUAAGAUCAGGCUAAAGGAGGGGAGUGCAUCCGGAAUAACCAAAUAAUAAAUAGAACGAUGAAAACUGGACCAUGCUGCCCUGGGUACGUCGUGAGAUAAAGAAAAAAUGACUGUUACAACUACAGGGGCGAUACUGCGACGAAGAAGAGGCAAGCAGUUUCAGAAGGGGAGCAGGGAUGGACAACUGACAGAAAAAGAAGAGACAUAUGAAGAAAAAAUGAAGAUGUAUAAUUAAGCACGUGAUUAUUAAUUACCGUAUUCAGGUUUUCUACGUUGUUGUUUGGGAGCGCGCAAAGACGAAUGCGCGCACUUUCGUCUUUGCCGUAACCGGAAGUGUAAUAUUUAACAAAACACGGAAGCAACUCCGUUCGGACGUUUCUACGCCACAGCUGCACGCGAUCGGUUGGAGAGCGGAGCUGAUCGAAGUUAGGAGUGGGAGCGACAAGAGACAGGUGACUGAUAAGGGAGAUUUAAAAAAAACAGAGAAACCUAAUUAAUACAGCCUAUUCUGCAUUUCGGCUUUUUAUAAUUGCACUCUUCUACUCCUCGUAAUCUCUAUUCGAAAAUAAUAAUCCACUCUAAUCUAUUUUUUGCGUGUGUCAAAAGGGCGUGGCCACGGUAAAAGGGGCGUGACGGCGAGCUCGAGCGCGCGCGAUUCGUCGGUGGUCUUCGUGGAGGGGAAUACGGUGGGCGGGUCUUGCGAGGAGUGUGGGCGGGUUCUCAUAGAAAGGGACGUGGUAAUAGUUGGAUUAGUGGUGUGACGGUUGCGAAAUAAUCGAAAUGUUAGCUAAUACGUUCAGACGUCGCGCUGGCUUCGCGGAAUAACGUUGUUUCGUGUGAGUGUGUGUGCGGUGUGUGGGUACGCGUGUGCUUCUGUGUGAAAGCAAGCAUCAAGUAGAGUCGAGAAUAGCUGAAUAUUAUUUCUGUUUGAUUUUCAUUUAAAUUAAAAUUUUUUCGGAGUCUUUAAAUUUUUCCUCGCAUCUAAUCAGUAGAUGUUUAUAUAUAGUAACGCCUUAGCGAGUAUUGCACGGCGGAAUAGUAAAUUCUUUUAUCACAAGUAAAAAUUAAAAAAAAAUCAAAACGGGUCGAUAAAUCAUAAAACUAGUUAUCGUAAUACAACUUCUUCGUGUAAAUAUCGCGAUAUUCUAAAUUUUCUUGAUACUUGGCAUUAAUACAAAUUAUGUUUUGUUCUUCUCAAAGACACGCAUUAGGUUUAAAUUCAUGAUCGGCCAUAAUUAUUUUGCCUUGUAUGAGUAGCCGCCUUAUUUUCGCAUGUCGAAAACUUAACGAAACCCGGAAGUAUUAGUGAAGUAUGGGUGAACCAUAUAAAAAAAAAGGACAUUACCUUAUUACCGAUAACGACGAUAGCCAAAAGUAAAGAAAGAAUAAUACGUCAGCGAAGCCAGUCGAUAAGCCGCAUCCAUUCGCGGACGCGCCUUCGAUAUUUUUCUAUGCGUAAAACGUGAGUCGGAGAAAGGAUGUAAAAACUUGUGAGAAACAGGGAUAAAACUUAACAAAAAAAAAAAAGUAAAUAAUUGAUUAUCGAAAAACAUGACGGGAAAACAAAAAAACAUACUCGCGGUGAUAUCGAUUGAGCAGCGAAGUAACACUAGCGGCGCGUAACGGUUUUUGUGGGGAUGAUCGGUGCAUGUUUUAGGAAUGGAAAUUUGUAAAGUUUAAUUGUGGUCAGAGUCCACAGCGACAUACAGGCGGUUAUCUAUACGUCUGCGUCAAGCGUGACGCAGAAAAGAACUAACGUAAGAAAACGUAAUGAGGAGGUAAAGAAAAAGAAAAAAAAGACAAAACGUUCAUUACUCUAUAAGCUAUAGAAGCUCAAAGGGAGAGGAAAAUCAUUGUAAAUUACUCGUACAAAUUAAUUACUAUCGGUGUCGAGUCCGCUUGUCAAAUACUUAUAGAGUGCCCGUCGAUAUUAUUACCCACGGUAAACUUUUUCUACUUAGAUUCGCAUCUCGAUUUCUUCGCGCGUUUUUUUUUUUCAUUCAAUGCGGAUGCAUCGACUUUACCGACGGUGUUGCGUGAAGCUUGAUACGGCAGAGGUCCUUCAUUACCGACGGCACAGUAAAUUCAUUGACCUUCAUUCGAUUUACGAAUGUAAUAUUACACAACCACCUCGAACUUUAUCUCAAGAAAGAGAAACAUGUAUAAAACGAAUUACAUCAGGAACUGAUGUUUCUUUUUCAACAUUGCUUAGUAAUAUGCCCGUCCCGGUGGCGCCCUCUGUCGUCGCGGUGAAGCUUUCUCUUCGUUACCGGCUAACGCUUCGAGUUUAUAAUUCUUCCGCCCCCGUUGAGUUCAGAAUGCUGUAAUAUGUGCAAAUAAUUCGAUAAUGCCGAGUGUCUAAAGUAAAAUGUGACGGUCGUGCGCAGGCGCCGCCCGAGAUUCCCCGCGCAGGUCCUCGGCGAAUUUCGCCACGGCGCAUGCGCGCGCGUGCACUAACGCUAAGCAGCAUGGCGUCUUUAAUCAACAGCCAUUCGAAUCACGUUGUGCGGUAAACUUUGUCAGCUGAUCGCUUCCCCCGAGCGUUGUCAAGUUUUACAUCGCACGAUAUGAAUUCGUACACUUUCGCAAACAUGGGUAAACACGAUACUUACUCAUUCACCCACACACACGUUUCAUGCAACAGUUGUGUAACACGCACAUACGCGUUUUAAUCGACGGUUUUUUUUUAAUAUGCUGCGCGCGUAUUUCGAACGGAACUUUCGACCUCGACCAAUCGUUCAGUUCAAUUCAGAGGUCUCGUUCGAGUGGAUGCGUGCGCAUGCACGUGGCAAAGUAAUAAUGUGAUGUUUCUCAAGGGCUUUAAAUGUAAUAUGCAGCGCGAUUAUUGUGUAACGAGUGAGUCUAGCGUGAGAUUCUUUAAGAAAUCGGAAAUGCAAAGAGGUAGGUUAGGUUUUGACGUUACCGACUGGAACUAGCGAGUGGCGUGAUAUUGAAACGAUGCGCGCGCAACUGAUGACCGUUGGUGGGGAUAACAACGCGAUUGGCCGACAGACUUCCCCCACUUCUCAAUUACAUCCCGCGCGGCAUCACGACGUUUUUCCCGCACGGUCUUUUAACCUGCGCGCGCAUCCUGUUACGUUCAUACGUAUGAGAGAAGAUGCGUGAUAAGUCGAACUUUUUGAAUGUUCCACCGUUACGUUAUUCUUCUUUCGGUUCGUACGACGCCCUCGGGACGAGUUCUGUUCCGCAUUCUUUUUUUCUCGCACGACAGUUCAGAUUUUGCAUCACUCUCAUCGCCUCAUUCUCUUUAUAUCUAUAUAUAUUCUCUCUCUGUCUCCGCCAAUAGAUGUCGAGCGUUGAAAUUAUGACUUACCCGUAAUAUAGUGUCUUAAAUCUAUUCCAUAAUUCGUUGGUUACUCAAACGCGACACUUCCAGCAUUGUCUCGUAUAUAUUUUUCUUACUUUAUAGUCAUUUACAGUUUUUCGCGGCUUACGAAGGGGCGCGAUGUUGAUCUCGGCCCGUGGCGUCGGCCGGUCCGACGUGUUUGUGAGUUCAAACAAGCGAGUACACGGUAACCAAAAAAGAAAAAAAAAAGAAAGCAACACAGUCAUAGACAGCGGAAAAAAAUUUUUAGAUUAUAAUAUCGUUAAAGCGCAGAAUAUUAAAGAGUUUUCAAUGGAUUUGAUUUGCAAAGCAUGAAAUACAAACGAUGAGAAACGGAAAUAGGCUUUUCGAAGUAGAUUCAAUGCAGUGUCCGUGUCCGAGAUCACGUGAGUGUACCACCAUGAUAAAGAGUCACAGAGUGUAUGAAUGAUCGCAAACUUAAAAAAGAUAUAUGAUUUUCAAAGGGAAAUACUCAAAAACCCCAAAAAAAAAGUAACAAAAAAUAAGAAAAAUACUAAAAUAUAUUAAAUGCAAAAUGGCGUCUGUCGGCCAGUAAUAAAACGAGCAACUGCCAUGGCUCAAAACUACGUAGAUGAGCAUAAGAUGAUUUAACGAAGUAAAACGAACUAACGAAGAAAACAAAAAAAAAUAAAAUAAAAGUGCAAAAAUACGUACGACACAAAUUAAAACACUUUCAUGAACACUCACAAGUACACUUACACAUACCCACAUCCGCAAAGCUAUACAGACACCAGAGAGACAAGAAAUCCAAUUUUAACAUGUCUAGCUAUCGAGAAUCAUUAAGAAUUGUCCAUUAUAUAGAUAUUCUGUUAUCAAUUUGCGAGGUACCCGAUAACUCGUAUGCUAAAGGUGCGCGCGCAUUAGGGAAACGGAAAGAGCUUUAGAUUCAAUGGAGUCGUUGGCCGAGGGGAGCAAGUACGAGUAAGCAAGAUGGAAAGAGUAUCACGUGUAUAAGGUGCCGUAGAGACCGUGUUUUCGCGGAUAACCACGUAAAAUCCAAGAAUGAGGACACCAACAGUGAAAUGUCUGGAUGGCAGAAUUAGAAAAUAUGUUGGGUAAGAGGCUGCAGCGAGAGACAUUCGUUACUCUAAAUCAGUGAUUUAAGGGAUGAAACAGAAAAAGGACAAAAAAGUAUAUGAGUUAUUUGCACAAUAUUAUAUGAAUAUAAAUGACGACAAAGGAGCAAGAGAAAAAAAAUAGCAAAUGAAGGGAUAAUUACCAUGUUCAUUACGAUUAUUAAAUUAAAGAGCAAAUAAUAAAAGGGUAAAACCGUUGUUAAACAGUGUAAUUACGUGAGAGAGAGAGAGAGAGAGAGAGAGAGAGAGAGAGAGAGAGAGAGAGAAAAAGAGAAUGAGCAGGUGAGGUGGGGCAGGAGAAGGGUUAGGUAGAAAAUAAGAGAUUAUACAUGAGCGUGCGAGAGAGGUAGAAAGAGGAAUAAGAGUGGUGUACAAUCGUGAGAAAGAACAGAGGACGAGGGAUAGAAAAGAGAGAGAGAGAGAAUAGGGAAGAAAUUACGAGCAGAAAAAAACAAUAAAUGAUUUAGCAAGGAUGAUCGAUAUUAUCGGAUAAUUAAUUGGAUCAGAGCGAUUGAUUUGUUACGUUCGUUAGUUACCGAUCAUUAUAUUGAUUAUUGUAAUUAUAAAAAAUAAAUAAUUAUUACCGUAAUAGUUAACAAUUAACAAGUUGUUACCGCUUUGUUAUACACAAUAUAAUUAAUAUACUAAGAUUAUGAAGUAA